AUGGCCUUUGCAGCUUCCCUGGCCAAGCUCCAAGCAGAGGCCAGCUGCCCCAUCUGCCUGGAUUACCUGACAGACCCAGUGACCACUGAGUGUGGGCACAACUUCUGUCCCUCCUGCAUCCACCAGCGCUGGGAAGGUCUACAGGGCACCAUUCCCUGUCCUGUCUGCCUCCACCACUGCCCUGACAGGAGCUUGAUGAAGAACAUGCAACUAUGUCACAUGAGUGAGACUGUUCAGCAGAUUCCCGGCAUGAGGGGAAAGAGGAAAAGGCAAGAGGAACCCCUGUGUAAGAAGCACCAUGAGGUUCUGACCCUGUUCUGUGAGAAGGACCUGGAGCUGCUGUGUGCCCAGUGCAGGGUGUCAUCCGACCACCAGGAUCAGCCCCUGGUCCCCAUUGAGGAAGCAGCAGCUAGUCACAGGGGGAUGCUCAAAAGGAACAUUGAGGCCAAGAUUAAUCAUCUUGAAGUUGUAGAAAUGUUAUAUAAAAACCAAGUUGAAAAUACUUGGGAAGUGAAGAGAAAGAUGGAAAAAUGGAGGGAGGAGUUGGACAAUGAAUGUAAAGAAAUUAAGUGUUUCUUAGCAAUCGAGCAAAAUGAAAUUGAUAACAAUCUACUUAUAGAAGAGAAGGAUAUUGAAGAAAAACUAAUUGAAAAUGGAAGGCAAAUUUCAAACCAUAGGUUCAGGGUAAGCAGUCUGUUAAGUAAAAUAAAAGAGAAGUGUUUGCAGACAGAUGAGGAUUUACUCACAGGCAUUGAAAGCAUUCACAACAGGUAUGGAAACCGAGAGACCCCUGCAGUGUUUUCAUGUGAUUUAAAGAAGGGGACUUACAAUCUCCCCCCACACUACUUGGGCCUGCAUAAAAUGAUCCGAAUGUUUCAGGCAGAUUUGACACUGGAUCCUGAAACUGCCCAUCCAAACUUCAUUAUGUCAAGAGAUAAAAAAAGUGUGACAUAUAGGACACCAAAUGGUUUUCCUAAUAUCCAGGAUCUUACUUCUUACCCAGCUGUCCUGAGUUCUGAGGGAUUUGAUGCUGGCAGGCAUUUUUGGGCGGUAAAAAUAACAGGCACAGGUGAAUGUUUUUUAGGUGUGUGUAAGGAAUCUUUCCCCAGAAAUACUGACAUACCGCCAUCAGCAAGAAAUGGAUGCUGGCAAUUUUCGCUCUGGAUUCCUACAAGUGGCCCUUCCCCCAUAGGACAACCGAAGAUUGGCAUUUUCCUGGACUAUGAGUUGGGAGAGGUUUCAUUUUAUAAUUUGAAUAACGGGUCAUGCUUGCAUGGAAUCACUGAUACAUUUACAGAAAAACUUAUGCCUUAUUUUUCCAUUGCAUCUUCUUCAGCAUCCCUUAUAAUCAAUGUCAUCUGA
Molecule: messenger RNA, 1362 nt
Organism: Myotis myotis
Lineage: Eukaryota; Metazoa; Chordata; Mammalia; Chiroptera; Vespertilionidae
Product: tripartite motif-containing protein 60-like
Exons: 1
Coding region: 1-1362 (453 amino acids)
Molecular function (GO): protein binding; zinc ion binding
Source: RefSeq, a predicted model, not a curated record